Molecule: messenger RNA, 330 nt
Organism: Penicillium subrubescens
Lineage: Eukaryota; Fungi; Ascomycota; Eurotiomycetes; Eurotiales; Aspergillaceae
Exons: 2
Coding region: 1-330 (109 amino acids)
Source: RefSeq, a predicted model, not a curated record
AUGGACCUGAAGAUUCCACUUGCCGUCUGCGUCGGUGUCGAUUCAGAAAUUGAAACAGCUUGUGCAGCUCUAACGCCUCAGGGCAUGUCCACCCGUUUUGCAGAGAUUCCGGGAGGAAAUAACGCCGGAGAUACAAAAACGCACGAUAUUCGAGACGCCGCCGGAUUGACUGAAGAAUCGUAUGCCGCGCCGGAAACGGAACCCCCGCCGUAUAGCGGUGAUAGGAAGGGGGGCUCCCAGAACACAAAAGAACUUAUUUUUAAGGGAUACGACAUUUGGAAGGCAUACCCCGAGACAAGGGCGACACUCCCGGCUGUUGAAGAUUUGUGA